Messenger RNA from Penicillium coprophilum, 1512 nucleotides. RefSeq names its product cytochrome P450. The transcript is spliced from 3 exons. Lineage: Eukaryota; Fungi; Ascomycota; Eurotiomycetes; Eurotiales; Aspergillaceae. Gene Ontology annotation, molecular function: iron ion binding; heme binding; oxidoreductase activity, acting on paired donors, with incorporation or reduction of molecular oxygen. Bases 1 to 1512 code for a protein of 503 amino acids. The record is from RefSeq and is a predicted model, not a curated record.
AUGCCCAGCUUUGCGACCUAUAUACUAGGCGUGCUUGGAACAGUUUGGCAUGAGUUCUACCGUUGGAGUAAGAAGUAUGGCCCUGUCAUGCACCUCAGCAUGGGUGGACAGCCCCUCAUCAUACUUUCCACUUACCAAGCCGCACAAGAUCUACUCAACCGUCGCGGCUCACGAUACUCAGACCGCCCGCGCAUGGUUAUGGCUGGCGAGCUGGUCACUAGGGGCAUGCACAUGCUUCUCCGACCAUACAACGACCAGUACAAACUACACCAGAAGAUGGAGGCCCCGCUCCUAACCUUGCGCGCUGCGAGUAAGUACCGCCCCCUACAAGAUCUUGAGUCGCAGCAACUGCUAUGGGAUGUACUCAGCGAGUGGGACAAGUUCGGCGAGAAAGGCGUUGACUUCCACCACCACUUCGAGCGCGCAAUGGCCAGCACUAUCUACUGUUUGAAUUAUGGCUACCGGCUACAAACGGGACAGGAGAAGGAGCUGAUAGACGCGAAGCGUGUUGAGGCCGAGUUUUCGCGUACCGGAAAGGUAGGCGCGUACAUUGUUGACUCGUUUCCGUCGCUCAAUUACCUGCCCAAGUUCCUGGCACCAUGGAAGAAAGAAGGAGAAGAGCUAUUUGAGCUCGAGCGACAGCUGCAUGUUGGGAAUUUGAAGAAAGGACUGAGUGACCGGAAGUGGAAUUUUUCAAAGCAUAUGAAGGCCUCGCCGGAGGCUGCGCGAAUGUCGGAGAUUGAGCUUGCGUUUGAUGUGGGGGUCCUUGCAGAUGCUGCUUUGGAUACUUCGACUGUUGCACUGGACUGGUUUAUUGUUGCUUGGAUUACCUCGGGCUCGCGUGGCUGGGUGAAGAAGGCGCAGCAGCUGCUAGACGAGGUUGUUGGUAAGGAUCGCCUACCAAGAUUUGAAGACCGACCCAGGCUGGCCUAUAUCGACGCUAUUGCGAGCGAGACCCUCCGCUGGCGCCCUGUCUCCGCCCAGGGCGUGCCACAUUUCACCAAAGUUGAGGACGAGUACAUGGGUUACCAUAUCCCCGCCAACUCAAUUGUCCUUCCAAACGGAUUUGCCAUCAACCACGAUGAGGCCGUCUUCGGGGAGGACGUCGACAAGUUCAUCCCGGAGCGGUGGCUCGCCGAAGAAUCCGACACGGAGCACAUCGAUGUCUGCGGCUUCAACACAUCCGCCCUCAAGGAUCUCCCAAGCCCAGGAUUUGGAUUUGGGCGCAGAGCCUGUACCGGCCGUCUCAUCGCGCGCAACCAGCUUUUCAUCCAGAUGGCGCGCAUGCUGUGGUCGUUUGAUGUCGAGGCUGGCGUUGUGGAUGAGGCCACAGGCGCCAGACACAAGGUGCAUGAUAUGGACUAUACGGAGGGAUUUAUCACUCCGCCUCGGCCAUUUCGAUCCGUGAUGCGCCCGAGGGGGCAGUGGGUUCGUGAUGUGAUCCUGAAGGCCGGUACCACACAUAAUCUGGAUCACUCGGCCAUUUUGGAGGCGGCAAAGAUUGAAAGGUAG